UGGGAGAGGAGGAUGCGCGUCUCAGUGGUGGGCUUCUUGGGGCGCAGUGAUUUCCUACCCUAUGUGGGUGCACAGGGAAGCCCUGUCACCAGGUAGCCCUGCCACCAGGUAGCAGGCUGAAGCCGUGACCCCCUAGGACCACAGAAUGGAAGCAGAGGGUCAGCAACUUUGGUGACCACUGCAAAACUAGCAUUUCAAAACUAACCACAGGCACACAUUGGAGGUGGUGCGAGUUCAGUUCCUGACCACCACAAUGAAGCAAAUGACCCCAGUGCUUGAGUUGGUCCAUGCUCAAGAGGAUGUCUACUCAUCUUUUCUGCUACCCCAAGCACAGUCUUCUCCCUGGCAAGUCCUUUCCUGUCUUCAGGGGCCAUUUUCCCAUCCAUCCAUUUCGGCAGAAACCUCAGGGAUGAAGAGCAGGGCUGUCAAGAGAGGUGUAAGCAGCAAGGCUAGAGGACCAGGAAUGGUGAGACCUGGCCCCCUCCCUGCUCCGUUGCUAAUUCAUUGGGGGUAUCAGCCAUGCAGCCAACCUCGCUGGGCAUCAUCAAUGAGAAGCAGAACUGAAUCAGCAUUUCUAAAAGCAUGUUUCCUGGAAUGCUCCCUCUCAAGGAGCACUGAGGCUACAGGACAACCAGAAGGCCUAAAAAUAUCAGAGACAGAUGUCAGUAGUGAUAGAGCCACCACACCAUCUCCCCUGAAUACAGUCACCUAUGCUCCUUGGGUGAUGCUGUCUGAUGCUCUGGCUUUACAUCUGGAUGUUGAAUUGAUUUUAAUUCUGGCUCCAGAACUUACCAGGGUGCCCUACGGUCGACUGAAUGCUGAUCACAUCUGGGUCAGGAAGAAGUCAAGGAGGCUCCCAAUGAUCCCUGGGGGCAUUUAUAGCACUAAACCAGAAGCCCAGCCAGUGGGAGAUGACAGCCCCAGAGCCCUGCCUGUGUUAGGGGAGCUCUCCAACUCAGAUAAUGACAUAAACGAGUCCGUGUUCAUCUGGGGAAUCUCAGACAAAGCAGCCCAGAGGACAAUCAUCUCUGUCGAUGAAGGUUUGUUUCACUUGCAACGGGAAAAGCAGCAACAGCAGCAGCAACAGAAGCAGCGACCGGAGCUGGUGCACAGGCUGGGGAGAGGUAAAGGCAGGCUGAAGCUGCUGCAUAGACUACCCUUUAAAGACAAGCAUUUCACUUGCAGCAAAAUAAUAGCAAGGAGGUUCGCUUGCUUUGCGCAGAGGCUGAGCCACAGGAGAAAGCAAAGCCAAUGUGAUUUAUUGAAUGAAAGCUCUGGACAAUUACCAACAACUUGUUCCCCUGCUGCCUCGAACAACCUAAACUGGAACCUCCGUGUGAAAAUGACCCAACAAAUGCAGAAUUUACAUCUUUCUCAGUCAAAAAAACAUAGCACUCCAUCAUCACCCAAUGCUGCCAAACGCCUGUAUAGGAACCUUUCCGAGAAACUGAAGGGGAGCCACUCUUCGUUUGAUGAAGCCUAUUUCAGAACAAGAACUGACCGGCUAAGUCUCAGAAAGACCUCGGUGAACUUCCAAGGCAAUGAAGCCAUAUUUGAAGCAGUUGAACAGCAGGACAUGGAUGCUGUACAGAUCCUUCUGUAUCAAUAUACCCCAGAAGAACUAGAUCUCAACACACCUAACAGUGAGGGGUUGACACCACUGGAUAUCGCCAUCAUGACCAACAAUGUGCCGAUUGCUAAGAUUCUUCUGAAGACAGGAGCCCGAGAAAGUCCACACUUCGUCAGCCUGGAAAGUCGAGCGAUGCACCUCAACACGCUGGUGCAGGAGGCCCAGGAGAGGGUGAGUGAGCUGUCUGCUCAGGUGGAGAAUGAAGGAUUCAGUCUGGACAACACAGAGAAAGAGAAACAGCUGAAAGCUUGGGAGUGGAGGUAUCGGCUGUACAGACGCAUGAAAACGGGCUUCGAACAUGCCAGAGCCCCCGAGGUGCCAACCAACGCCUGUCUCAUGGUAACCAGCAGCACAUCACUCACUGUCAGCUUUCAAGAGCCUCUUAGUGUCAACGCAGCUGUAGUAACUAGAUAUAAAGUGGAAUGGAGCAUGUCUAAAGACUUUUGUCCUUUGGCUGGUGAAAUCAUCAUGGAAAACCUGCAGACCCUGAGAUGCACGAUCACAGGGCUUACAACGGGCCAACAGUAUUUUGUUCAAGUCUCAGCUUAUAACAUGAAAGGAUGGGGAGCUGCCCAGACCACGACACCAGCAUACGCCUCUCCUUCUAACUGGAAAGACUAUGACGACAGAGAGCCCAGACACAAGGGACAGAGUGAAGUUUUGGAAGGUCUGCUGCAGCAGGUCCGGGCCCUUCAUCAGCAUUAUAGUUGCCGGGAAAGUUCAAAAUUACAAACCACUGGCCGCAAGCAGUCAGUCUCCAGGAGUCUGAAACACCUAUUCCAUUCCUCAAACAAGUUUGUGAAAACCUUAAAACGGGGACUCUACAUAGCUGUUAUAUUUUAUUACAAAGACAAUAUGUUAGUCACCAAUGAAGAUCAAAUACCGAUUGUUGAAAUAGAUGACUCUCAUACCAGUUCCAUUACACAAGAUUUUCUGUGGUUCACAAAGCUGUCUUGUAUGUGGGAAGAUAUAAGGUGGUUGAGGCAAAGUGUACCUAUCUCCAUGUCUUCAUCCACAGUACUGCAAACUCGGCAGAAGAUGCUCGCAGCAACAGCCCAGCUACAGAAUUUACUUGGAACACACAACUUGGGAAGAGUUUACUAUGAGCCCAUUAAAGACCGGCAUGGAAACAUCCUCAUAGUCACCAUCAGAGAAGUGGAGAUGCUCUAUUCAUUUUUUAAUGGCAAAUGGAUGCAGAUCUCAAAGCUGCAAAGUCAGAGGAAGUCUCUAUCAACACCUGAGGAACCAACAGCCUUAGACAUUUUGCUGAUAACCAUCCAGGAUAUUCUCGCCUAUCACAAAAGGAGCCAUCAGCGUCUCUCUCCUGGAUUAUAUCUGGGUUACCUAAAGCUAUGUAGCUCUGUGGAUCAGAUCAAAGUUCUUGUUACCCAAAAGUUGCCCAACAUUCUCUGUCAUGUGAAGAUCCGUGAAAACUAUAACAUUUCCAAAGAGGAAUGGGAAUGGGUCCAAAAGCUUUCUGGCUCUGAAUCUAUGGAAAGUGUGGAUCAUACUUCUGACUGCCCCAUGCAAUUGUUCUUCUACGAGCUCCAGAUGGCAGUGAAAGCUCUCCUUAAGCAGAUUAAUAUACCUCUACACCAGGCAAGGAACUUCCGCCUCUACACACAGGAGGUGUUGGAAAUGGGUCACAAUGUGUCCUUUCUUCUCCUGCUCCCUGCCUCAGACGACGUCUGUACAGCCCCAGGACAGAAUAAUCCUUACACCCCACACUCAGGGUUUCUUAACCUCCCUCUUCAGAUGUUUGAACUUGUUCAUUUUUGCAGUUACAGGGAGAAAUUUAUUAGUCUGUAUUGCCGCCUUUCUGCUGUUGUGGAGCUGGAUUCUCUGAAUACCCAACAGUCCCUGAGGGAAGCAAUCUCAGACAGCGAGGUUGCAGCUGCCAAACAAAGACACCAGCAAGUUUUAGAUUUCAUUCAGCAAAUAGAUGAAGUCUGGCGUGAAAUGAGGUGGAUCAUGGAUGCUCUGCAGUAUGCAAGAUACAAACAGCCAAAUUCUGGCUUACCCAUCACUAAGCUGCUCGACCCCUCGGCUGAGCAGAACCUAAAGAAGAUCAACUCCACAUCAUCACAUAUAGAUUGUCUUCCAUCCCCAUCCCCAUCCCCAGAGAUGCACAGAAGAAAAGCAGUGAGUGAUUCACAGCCCUGCUCUGAUGAAGAAGGUUGCUCGGAAGUCUUCCUCCCCACCGACAGCGACUACGACUCCAGUGAUGCUCUGAGUCCCCGAGACCUGGACCUGGUCUACCUGUCAUCACAUGACAUCGCCCAGCAGGCACUAAGCGGCCUAAGCGGCAGUGCCCCUGACGUUCUGCAGGUAAACGACAUGAAGAGUCCUUUGGGACCCAGCCAGGACACCCAGGCCCGCGUCCAAGGACAGGAUUCCGACCAUUCUUGCGCUGAGUUCCUCCACAGUUUGUCCCUCACCGGCUUCCUGCCCAAGAACCACGCCAAGAUGGCGCCGAGUGCACGGCAGCCGCUGGGAUUCCUGGGAAAGCGAAAGCCCGCCAAGCACCUGCACUAUGGAGGCUUCAGCCGCCACCACCGCUGGCUUCGCAUGCACAGUGAGACGCAGUCGCUGUCGCUGUCCGAGGGCGUUUACACGCAGCACCUGUCUCGAGCCUGUGGCCUGGUGCAGGAGCCUGGGGAGACCACCAAGCAGCUUGGACCUACCCCAGAUGCACCCCGGGGUCUGUCUCUGGCCCACUCCACCAGCCUCCCUGAGGAGCGGAAGAGCAGCCUCCAAGACCCAAGGCCUUUGGUCCGCAGCAUCUACAUGGAGCCCUACUCCGAGGCCAUGGUUGAUGCUAAGUCUUGGACUGCAGUGAGCCCGCCCCCUGGUGCUGCCCUGCCCAGCCCCACUGGGCCAGAAAUGAGCCCAGAGAGCCCGACCACCUCCCAGGUGUCAGAAAUACUCAGCAGCAUGCUUUAGACAUGCCCACACCACUCUCCACCACUCCACCUCAAGUCCCUGCAUUUACCAUUAUCCUAGGCCCAGCUUGCUCCUUUUAUGUCCCCAUCCAUUUUCAAACAGUUUCAAAGGUACAGAUCAAUGGUCACAGGUUCAAGACCCUCCUUUUUAGGACAGAGUUGGAGAAAUAAGCAUUGCUAGCGUCAUUCCCAGUUCAGCCUAGGAAGGGCAUAUAGUAGCUUUGUGUCAACAUGAAGCCCUGGAUACAAAGGUUCAAACAUGCCAUACUGUUGGGGGCACCUAAGACUGAGAUAGAGUAGCCAAAAGAAUUACUGUCAAUUCUGCAGCUGGCUCUGUCAUCUGGCCUCUGGGUUUAGGGCCCUUUUGUACAUUUGUGGUUGAUGAGAAAGAAUUUGAUCAA
This is a messenger RNA of Talpa occidentalis (Iberian mole), 4973 nucleotides long. It is a transcript of the gene ANKFN1, whose product is annotated as ankyrin repeat and fibronectin type III domain containing 1. Gene Ontology annotation, biological process: establishment of mitotic spindle orientation; regulation of establishment of bipolar cell polarity. Bases 254 to 4573 code for a protein of 1439 amino acids. NCBI's taxonomy places the organism in Eukaryota, Metazoa, Chordata, Mammalia, Eulipotyphla, Talpidae. Gene Ontology annotation, cellular component: spindle. The record is from RefSeq and is a predicted model, not a curated record. The transcript is spliced from 26 exons. Gene Ontology annotation, molecular function: protein binding.